CUUUAGCGGCACUUUAGUUUUUCCGUAUCAAGUUUCCAAAGGAAAAUGCAAAAUGGACAGUGAGGCUAGAACAGCUUCUAAUAUACAGUACUCAGAUGAUAGUAAUGUAUACAAAUGGGUGCCCCUUUCGCUGACGUUGGUGGAGUAUCCGGAAGGUGACAUCAUUGGGAAAUUGUUUGCGCUGAUCAGCUUAGCUCCGUUUGGUAUAGCUGCAGGUUUUGUGGCAUUGAUACUAUUUAGGAGAGAUCUGCACACCGUAACAUUUUUCCUGGGAACUAUUUGUUCCGAAGCGUUAAAUUAUAUACUGAAGCAUUUGAUAUGUGAAAAACGGCCAUUGCAUAGGGAGGAUGUUCAUGUGGAAUACGGAAUGCCCUCAUCACACGCUCAAUUCGUAUCAUUUUUCGCUAGCUACAUAAUGUACUUCGUUUUUAUACGGUUGCACCAUAUGAACAACAACACAAUCAUAGAAAACAUCUCAAAAAUUCUGAUCAUUGUUUCGUCGAUGACUGUAGCGGUGUUGGUGUGUAUCAGCCGAAUUUAUCUACACUACCAUACAGUGUCGCAAGUGUUGUGGGGCGUCAUCGUAGGGUUUCUGUUUGCAACCGCUUGGUUUGCACUCACUUCGUUAGUUCUUACUCCACUGUUUCCACACAUUGUAACUUGGUAAGUUCAACGCUCAUUCUUUUAGGCAUUAGUUUAAGUCGAGAGAUUCAAAACGUGCCAAUCUCAGGCUCCUAGUGAUGAGAGUGUACGUAUGAUAUUAACACUCCCCUUUUGAGUGGAGAUGUUUUGCUUUAUUCAACUGGUGAAAUUUAGUGCUAUCAUCAAAAGUACUUGCUGGCCAAUUAGGAGGAUUCAGAGAUAAGGAAUGUUUGCUUUAUCAGCUUUAAUAGAUUCUUUAGAAAUGCGUUACUAACAUGGAAUAUUCCAUCAACUAACAAUGCUUGGUAUUCCGUUAAAAUAAAAACGCUGCGUUGAAAAUUUCAAUUUUGCUACGAAUCGAUGUUAUGCUUUGCGAAAGAAAUUGGAUGUUUUCAAACAUUCGUCCAGUGUAUUUCCAGACCGAAGAAACAUAUCCAUGCAAACUAGAAUACUUGAGGCUUUUGCUCUGUUCUGCAAUUUCAUUCUUAGAUUUUAUGAGUUGCAAUUUAAUCAAAACUGAAACUUUGAACAAGAAAUCGUCUAAAGAAACAAAAUACACUUUACCCAUUCACAGCGUACUUAUAUAAGUAAUUAUUUUCUUAUCUUUCCUGGGUCUCA
Molecule: messenger RNA, 1260 nt
Organism: Dendroctonus ponderosae (mountain pine beetle)
Lineage: Eukaryota; Metazoa; Arthropoda; Insecta; Coleoptera; Curculionidae
Product: dolichyldiphosphatase 1-like
Exons: 4
Coding region: 53-667 (204 amino acids)
Biological process (GO): protein N-linked glycosylation; lipid biosynthetic process
Cellular component (GO): intracellular membrane-bounded organelle; endoplasmic reticulum membrane
Molecular function (GO): dolichyldiphosphatase activity
Source: RefSeq, a predicted model, not a curated record